AUGCCCCCCGAAGGUAGCACGAGGGCUGGGAUACUGCCUGAUUGCCUAAGCCUAAAAGAGGAAGUCGAGAGGCAGAGGUCGGGUUCCAACUAUGGACCUUCCGGUCAUAUGGAUACAAGCCUUUCUCCGGUGGGCUUGUCUCAGGCACAGGACUUGAAGGUUCACAUGAAUUCCCUACCAAUUGACGUGGUGAUUUCCAGCGAUCUUAAACGAGCCAGUAUGACGGCAGAGGCCCUGGGUCUUUCAAUCCCGUUGGAGCUGGACAGUAGACUACGUGAGCGAAAUUUCGGUCGAUACUGCGGGGCACCGAGGGGCGAAUUACAAGAAUUCGCGGAACGAAAUGCCCGGACCGGGGGUGGAUGUGAUGGGUGGCGUGCAGUUGGUGGAGAGUGCAGUCACGAGAUGGCCCACAGAACGUCUACGUUUCUGCUCGAUUUUUGUUCACGUUUGGUUCAAGGAUUGCGCAACGAAGAACCCUUGUCUGACUACAGUCAUGCCAGUGUGCAGCCUCCGAUAUUCCGCUCGUCAUCCCGUGCCUUAAUGCCUGAGCCUGUGCAGGACUGUUUCGGUGAUCCAGACAAUCACACCUUUCGAUACGCUGGACACGCAUUGAUGGUCAGUCACGGUGGGUGGAUCCGACAUUUUCUCCGUCUAAUGGCACUACAGGCGGAACAUAGCUUUCGUUUCCCGAAACAGUGUUUGAAUUCUGUGAUGAAUAACUGUGGUAUUUGCCAGAUCGGGAUAGCAUUUGAUGUGGCACAAUUCCUAGCCUUUCGUAACCAACAGCCACCGACUCAGGUGACAGGAAGCCUUUCUCCGUUGCCUGUGUUUGGGAAUUUGUUAGAAUCCCCAGAUCAAGAACACAAAUGCCAAUUUCAUCAUCUUGCUCAUCAGCGGUUCCCCCUGUUUACCGUUUGCUACAACUUCAAUCUGACAAAGUCUGAUCUCGAUAUGAAGGAUGGCAAAAACCACUCCGCAUCCCCUUCGAAUAAGGCGGCCAAUGACCUUUGUGGCCGAAUGGAAGUCAUCUUCUCAGACGAUGGAGAUGAGUAUACUGGGAUGCCAACAACAAACGAUGCAAACCGAAACAGCUGAAGAAUUUGUGCCUAGUUUUGUUUUUCCCAAGUCGUUCUGUUAUGUAUCCGCUCGUGUUCGAUAGCGCCCAAAGUAGCCAGAAUUAAUUUCAAU
This is a messenger RNA of Opisthorchis viverrini, 1188 nucleotides long. RefSeq lists its product as hypothetical. Lineage: Eukaryota; Metazoa; Platyhelminthes; Trematoda; Opisthorchiida; Opisthorchiidae. Bases 1 to 1095 code for a protein of 364 amino acids. Gene Ontology annotation, biological process: positive regulation of DNA repair; fructose 1,6-bisphosphate metabolic process; negative regulation of programmed cell death. Gene Ontology annotation, cellular component: cytosol. The record is from RefSeq and is a predicted model, not a curated record. Gene Ontology annotation, molecular function: fructose-2,6-bisphosphate 2-phosphatase activity. The transcript has 6 exons.